ACUCCAUUAGCGGGUCAACAUAUCGCAAGUGGAUUAGCGGGUGUAUUAAUAGAAAUAGGUAUACUUGCUCAUUAAUAAAGCUGUCCGCUCCGAAAUCUUGGAUGGAAACGGAACACUGAGGGUGACACGAAGAUAUUGAAGAUAGAAAUGGAGCACUACUGGAAAUAUCUUCUAUUUUUAAUAAUCAUUGGCACGAUUGUAUCACAGUAUGGUGUAAGAAGUGCAACCUUGGAUGACGUUGUUCAACUACAGACCGAUUUGUUCACAAAUUACUCGGUCAACCACAGGCCAAUCACCAACCACACAGAUACGUUAAACGUAAGCGCAGGCGUAUUCCUCAUUAAUAUACUUGAACUUGAUGAUGUAUCUGGGGUUAUUGAGAUAAACUUCGUCCUCUCCCUGCAUUGGACUGAUCACAGACUAUCAUGGACUCCCAGCUCUUACGGCGGACUGACUACACACACUCUGCUGCCAUCCUAUGUCUGGUGUCCAAAGAUAUAUUUGCUGACAACAGCUGAUGAACUUGAGUCAUUUACUGGUCCAAACUUUCCUGUCAUUGUGGAGUCAAAUGGAAACGUACAGUGGCUUCCUGGAAAAUUAGUGAAAUCUUCAUGUCGGGUUGACAUAACACACUUUCCGACUGACACUCAGACUUGUACAUUUAUUAUCUCCCCUUGGGGGUUCUCUCCUUCGGAGUUGUAUCUGACCUUUCUGAGCAGUACACUUUUCUUACAGUAUGCCAGACCAAAUGGGGAAUGGGAAAUCGUUUCGACAUUAGUGAAACAAACCUCAGUGUAUGAGCCAGUAAUAUCAGCACUUCACAUUAGCUUGACACUCCAAAGAAGAUCAACAUAUUUCAUUGUAUCUUUAGUCUUACCGAUCGUCAUACUCAUAACUAUUACGUCGGCCACUUUCCUGAUACCCAUCUCUUCCGGCGAGAGGACUUCAUAUGCUAUUUCAAUGUUACUGGCACUAACACUCUACUUGAGCUUGAUUUCAGAUAGUAUCCCACAAGUGUCGGAGCCAGUGCCAGGCAUAUCCUUUUUUGUCACCCUGUCACUCUUCGCCUGCUCUGGACUUCUACUGCUUUCUUUAUACACACUCAAAUUAGAUUUAGUGCAAUCCCUCGAUGGAUUUCCAGCAUGGAUUGUCAGUUUGAAAAGGUUUUUUAAAAGAUUUAGCUGUAAGAGUUGUUCAAGUAACAAAACCAGUCAGGUAGAAAAAUUAAAAGAAAAUUGUGACGCAUCAGUGGAUGACACAAAUUUUGGAAAGACUUCCGAUGAUGUCUCGGUGAAAAGUUUCGAUAAUGUUUCAUUAGACCAUGAUAACGAAAGAGACCAAAUUACGGUGUCCGAUGUGAAGGAGUUUUUUGAUAUGUUCCUCUUUAUCACUACCACUGCCUUCGGUAUAAUCACGAUCAUUUUCUACUUUGGAGCUUAUGUCAAAGCAUAAUAACUAUAGUACAGUACAUACUGUCAUGUUUAUCAAUUACAUAUAUGUAUAUCUUGUUUAAAAAAAAAAAAAAUUCAUUUGAAUACUGAAUAAUUAUAUCUUUUUUUUUUUUUUUUUUUAUUUCAAUACGAUUUUUAACCACUUUUUAUGGAAAAAACCCCCCAAAAAACAACUCAUCCCGUUAAAGAGUGUGAAGUUCUAUCCUUAAUAUCAUUACAACAAAACAUGCAUUACCUCUUAUGUAAAUAAUAGCUGUCACAUGGAAUUUCAUUGUUAAACUGGGGAUUUUCAAAAACUGCUGGCAUUAUCAAAUAAAACCAAAGACAGUGUGAGCAACGGGUCGGUUGUUAUCCUGGAGUGAAAUUUGUGAUUUGCUGAAAUCCUGUAAACUUGGUUAGAAUUAAACCGAUACGUUCUAUGUAUAUACUAGAAAUGCUGUGUAUCCUCUUGAUCUGGGUCCUGUUGUACAUAUCAGUGUCAAUGUAUACUUGUAAUGCUGAGUUAUUGUGUCCAAUAAAAUAGUCACUUGUACUGAAA
Pecten maximus is the source of this 1989-nucleotide messenger RNA. Its product is annotated as neuronal acetylcholine receptor subunit beta-4-like. Gene Ontology annotation, biological process: regulation of membrane potential; chemical synaptic transmission; monoatomic ion transmembrane transport. NCBI's taxonomy places the organism in Eukaryota, Metazoa, Mollusca, Bivalvia, Pectinida, Pectinidae. Bases 148 to 1452 code for a protein of 434 amino acids. The transcript has 2 exons. Gene Ontology annotation, cellular component: membrane; neuron projection; synapse. Gene Ontology annotation, molecular function: extracellular ligand-gated monoatomic ion channel activity; transmembrane signaling receptor activity; neurotransmitter receptor activity. The record is from RefSeq and is a predicted model, not a curated record.